UAGAUCUUUGCCUCGUGAAUGGCUCACAUUGUCGAUUUACUUGACUGUAUUAUGUAAUAUUGGUUUGGUGUAGGUCAGUUCUACUUUGCACUCGCCGACAUCAAAUCACCAGAUACAGUGUGAAUGCUGGAUCGUUUUUCUAUAUUGUUCCGAUUUGCGUUUUUUCUUGCAGCAGAGCGUUCAAGUCUCUUGAUAAUUACAAGCGACAAACCUCUUGAAUACGAGCAUAACACAGUUGUUAGGAAAAGGAUCAAUUAUUCAUCCAGUUAUGCUAUUGAAGCUGCACAUAAAACAACCAAUCAGAUAACCCAUUUGAAUUGCAUACUUAUACGAGUACACAGUUUAAGUAGGCUUUAACUAAGUUUAAAAUAUAUUCUGUAAUUUGGACUAAACAUUCAAAUUUUUCUCACUACGCUAAAGUUUACCUGAAUCACGAAUAGCAGUUAAAAAUUAGCAACGCAACCAAUAAAAUGCAAGUUCUUGCAUUUUUGUACAAAUUGUUUGCAAACAAUAUUAUUUUCGAAUAUUUACUUCUUUAGUUUACUUAUGACCUUUCUUGUUGCCACAGACUCUGUGACAAUUCAAACUUUGUUUCGUAUAUUGUAUUAUCGCUAUUUCUUCCUGAUUUCAGUUCUAAAUUAAACUAUAAGGACAAUUAAUUUGGAUCUCAGAGUUACUGGUGCACCGGUCAACGCCAAAUUCCACAUGACAAAAUCGUCUACCCAAAACUUCAUAUAUAACACCCCCACACUGACCUUCAAUUUACUCAAGUCCGCCUUAGCAACUUGGAUUAAACCUUUUCGCUUCCAUUCCAGGGGAUGGUUAUGCAACGACUAGUAUGACACCGAUUCACAAGCAAGUGCUACACAUAUGUCCAAAAUUGAUAACCGAGUGUUUGACUUUUGCAAAAAGUACCAAGGUACUUUCAGGGUAGAUUACAAAUGAAAGGUUACAAAUGGAUUGGUGGUGUAUAUUAUGCUUGUGCCUCACGUACAAGCAUAUAAUGUUCAAUUUUUAUUCAACUGCAUUGAUUCAUCACCAACCGUGUAUGUACCGCUACUUUGGGACAUAUAUUUAAAUAUAAUUAAAUCAAUUUGUCACAGGGAGCGGGGUUGCAACCAUUUAGUACCUUUAUAAACAGGGAAAGUAAUUUCAGAGCUAUCAAACUAGUUUCAAACACAGAGGUGUAAAUUAGUAGUUUUAGCGUUUAGCUUCGAAUAUACGAAAAAAUAUGGCUACUGUAAAGUUUAUUCUUCUGAUUGCGUGUGUGAUUGGUGUUAGUAAAGCAGGAGUUAUUCUACCGGGAGCUCGCCUAGCUGGUGUUCCAGCCGUGCCGGUAGCGUCAGUUAUUAAUACUAACUACGAUCCGCUUCCACAGUAUACUUACGCCUAUAAUGUACAAGACGCUUUAACUGGUGACCAGAAGAGUCAACAAGAAACGAGAGACGGUGAUAUUGUGAAAGGCUCUUAUUCUCUUGUGGAACCCGACGGUACUGUACGCACAGUGAUCUACACUGCCGAUCCCGUCAAUGGCUUCAAUGCGAUUGUUCAACGUGGCCCACUGGUACACAAAGCACUGGUUCCGGUGGCGCCCGCACCCGCUGCCGUUGUUGCACCAGUUGCAAGAGUGUUUGGCUAAAAUCAUUUCACACUUGAUCUAUUGAUUGAGUUAUUCACUUUUAAGGAUAGACUGAUGUAGACCAUAUAUUCCUAGUGUUGCUAGACUUUGUAAUAUAGAAUUGAUAAUUGUUACACAUA
Molecule: messenger RNA, 1758 nt
Organism: Wyeomyia smithii (pitcher-plant mosquito)
Lineage: Eukaryota; Metazoa; Arthropoda; Insecta; Diptera; Culicidae
Product: larval cuticle protein A2B-like
Exons: 3
Coding region: 1232-1639 (135 amino acids)
Cellular component (GO): extracellular matrix
Source: RefSeq, a predicted model, not a curated record